Molecule: messenger RNA, 2515 nt
Organism: Panicum virgatum (switchgrass)
Lineage: Eukaryota; Viridiplantae; Streptophyta; Magnoliopsida; Poales; Poaceae
Exons: 2
Coding region: 57-1106 (349 amino acids)
Source: RefSeq, a predicted model, not a curated record
GUUAACCCAAAUUCCUACACAAGCCCCCUGCCGUCCGUCCGGCCGCUCGCUUUACCAUGGAUCUCGAUGAGGGGGCGGGGGUCAUCGCCGGGGGAGGUUCUUCCUCUGACUCUACCGUGCGCCAUCAGACGGCGCCGGCGCCGGCGAUCGAGCAAGCACCGUGCCGUCCCGCCGGUUCCUCCUCCGUGCGACCGCCAGCGGUCGUCGCCCCCGCGUUCGAAGGACUCUCCUUCCCUCCCCGUCCUGGAAAGCCGGAGUGGGUAAUGCUGGAUUGCUUCAUCCGCCACCUGAGCGUCGAGGAUUCCACCUUGGCUUACGAGUUCACCUCCGCCGGCGACAUCAUCGGCGUCGGCUUCAGAGCGGCGGCUCCCCCUGAGACGUCCCGCCUCGUCUUCAGCUUGUUUCCCGGCGAGACGAAGAAGAAGGAGAAAGGACAGCAGUUCGGAUUCCGACGAGACGGGCGGAUGGAUUCUUCCCUCUGGCCUUCGGAUGCUUCAAAAGCCGUCGCUGCCCACAGGAACUCCAUGCUACUGCGUUUCCUUGUCCCUUCCAGAGGUGGACGCAACGAGGAGUUCUUCAUCUACAGAUCUGAUCCUGUGGCUCUCAAAAGGCUUGGCCCCUGCGGACACGAGUUCAUCAACUGUUGUGUGGAGAACAGUGUUGGGAUUCUUUGCCGUGAGGAGGACGAUGAGUUCGCGGUGGCGCACCUCACGGUGACACCGCAAGGCCGCUCCAUCCCGUGGAGCGCUACCCCGGUGACAGGGGAACUUUGCUACAUGCUCAGCAAGGAUGGCACAUGGCGCACCAGGUGCCUGCCGAUCCGCCAUGGUGAGGGAGAAGGUGAUGGUUUGGUCUGGUGGGAAACCGAUACGGUCAUUGCCUUCCGUGACACGAUUUGCUGGGUGGAUUACUUGAGGGGGAUGCUGUUUUGUGAUGUUUUUAGCCCUGAUCCUGAGCUGCGAUACGUCCCACUGCCAGUGACUCCUUUUAAGGGAAAUAGACAUCCGGAAACAGGUGAUAGAGGGGGUAUAUUUGCACACCGAAGUGUUUGCGUCACACAAGAUGGUGCUAUCAGAUUCAUUGAUGCGGCGACCAGCAACGUUUAGUUUUCUGGCAGCCCAUGCCCAUGUCAGUGUUCUCUUUCUGCUGGUCCAUCCAACUUCACCUCCUGGGUACUGAGCAACGAUCAAGUCACAUGGAUAAUGGAUGGCGCAAUAGAAGUUGACAAAUUUUUUGACCUCGCCAAGUGCCUGCUAGGCCUUCCUCGGGUGCAGCCAAUGUUCCCUCUUGUGGACAUGAAGUACCCCCAAAUUGUUUACUUUGCAUUGAAAGGGAAAGGAGGUGCGGGGACAUUGCUUGUUCCAGCUAACAUGCAGAGCAAGACGCUUGGUAAGCCCAUUGCCUAUGCAUUGGGAAGCUCGUAUUCAAGAGGUGAAGAUGACAGCUACUUGACUUCUUGCAAUCUGUUCUACAAUGAAUCAUUCUUACCUUGUAAAUUUGCCUAGCUCCUAGCUAGGUCUGCAUGUGCCUUGCUUGCACCAGGUAGUAAUAAUACACUUCUGUGCUUAUUCUCCUCCAAGCUUGACGGCUUAUUACCUUUGUACUUCACCCGGUUAUUACAUUUCUAGGACAAUGAAACAAUAAUGGAUGGAAAAGUGGAAAACAUGUUUACCGAACUCUUAAUCUCAAAACCGAUGCCUAACUCUUGAGUCUGUUUCAAUCACAACAUAAGUCUAACUCUUGAGGCGCCUGCCAACAAGCAAACCAAUAGUUCUCAAUGGAAUUUAAUAGAUGAUUUUUUACAUUGUCUAUCUAUGCUGGUGUGCGGACCUGUUGUGCCACAUCAAAUUGGCAAAAAAGUAACGCAAUCUUAAUUCUGUCACCAAUGCAUUAAUGUUACGUCUCUUUUUCCUUAAUGUUACAUGUAGUACAUGAUCAUUGUAUUUGUGCUUAUUAUACUGGAAGGUGCAAUUACCAUGGAUGUAUUUCUGAAUACCAACUGGGAAGAGGUAAAGAGCUCCUCAGCUGUCGACUAUGGAUGAUACCUUAUGUUAUUUUCCUUAUAUCUGUUCUUUGAUGAAAACCUUAUUUUCUUUCCUGUGCUUGCAGUUCUUUAUAACUUGUGCAAAGUGUGACUGGCUGGACAACAAACAUGUGGUCUUUGGGCUAUUGGAGGCAAGGACAAGCCAGACGAUGUAGCGCUCUCGCUCCUUGUCACCACUCGUUGUUAGAUUCCAAUCUCCUUCUCAAACACGCGAACGCACAUCCAUUUCAGCUGUUAAAGCGUCAUUAGCGCGAUUCAUCAGUUUCAUUUCACCCAGGCUGCAUCUGUAAGAAGAGGGAGGAAAUAGAUGCUGCAAAACUGAGCAGUUGGCAGAGCUGCCCCACUUUGCAUUGGUUGGUUACUGCAAUAUACUAUGUUCAAAUAAUCGUCUUAACUAGCCAAAUAGUUUUAACAGCCGCUGCAAUUCUGCAUAUUAAUAAGUUUCACUUGGUUUUCAGAAAACCAAUUCAA